AUGGCUCUGAGGGCAGAAGUCAGUCACAAAGGCAAGAAGGAGCCGGCGCAGCAACACUUCUUCUCCAAGCAUGACAACCGUACUUCCUUUGACAAAGGCCCCUACUGCCUGCUGCAGGGAAUUGGAAGGCGGAAGGACCUGGAGCGCCUGUGGCAGCGGCACACCUUCCUGCGCUGGGCACCCUGUGAGAUAGAGUUGCGCCAGCAAGGGCCCCUGGAAUCUUCUUACCAGGCCGAUUUCCGACCAGGCCCAGGACUCAGUGGCCUCCCCCAGCGCCUCGUCCAUUUUGUGCAGGUCCAGCCUUCCCAUGCCAGGACCACCUACCAGCAGAACUUCUGCUACCCAUCCCGGGGUGGCCACUGUGGCAGUUACAAGGUAGGGCCCCAGGCGCCAGUCACAGACAUACUGCCUGACCUCCCAGUGAUCCCAAGACCCAAGCUGCUGCAGCACUACCUUCAUGCUGGGGUCUCUGAGUGUCUAAACUGGUCCAGAGCAUUAAACAAGGACAGCUGA
This is a messenger RNA of Piliocolobus tephrosceles (Ugandan red Colobus), 513 nucleotides long. It is a transcript of the gene CIMIP7, whose product is annotated as ciliary microtubule inner protein 7. The coding region runs from base 1 to 513 and encodes 170 amino acids. The record is from RefSeq and is a predicted model, not a curated record. The transcript is spliced from 3 exons. Lineage: Eukaryota; Metazoa; Chordata; Mammalia; Primates; Cercopithecidae.